Molecule: messenger RNA, 2142 nt
Organism: Saccostrea echinata
Lineage: Eukaryota; Metazoa; Mollusca; Bivalvia; Ostreida; Ostreidae
Exons: 11
Coding region: 268-1449 (393 amino acids)
Source: RefSeq, a predicted model, not a curated record
AAUAAUGUAUCGAGAAUGACAUUGAGCACAGCAACAGAAUUUUGGUUUUGUUUCAGGGACCUUGUUUAUCGUUAGAUUUUACAAGUACAGAAACAAUACAGACGCAAAGAUCCCUUCGUAUGACUAUGUAGAACAAUAUUUCAAACAGGCUCAUGACGUUAUUUUCGAAAUGAGACUCGCAUCAGGAGUAAACAAUAUUGACCGGAUGUUUACAUAAUUUUUUCCAACUUUCAUUUUAUCCAGACAGUAUUACAUCAAAGAACAACCAUGUUGGGAAAAGAAGGAAACUCCUCUAUGUCCAACAGUACUACCCCAAGUAAAGACUUCAUAAUGGCUGGUUGUUUGAUUAAUUUCAACACAGUGGCAUGCAUAAGGAGCUCCAUUUUGACUUUCUUAGCAGUUGUUACAGGGAUAGUGUGUAUUUUUAAGGUGGUGCGACUCCACUUGAUGCACCACCCAGCAUGGCACCAGUAUGUUAUCUUCUACACUGCUUCACUGGAAUGCACUAUUGCAGGUGUACACUGGGUUUUGGUCCAGUAUGCCCAGAUGGACUUUGUUCUACAGUACUUGAAGCUGAUCCAGUUCUUGGUCAUGUGUCACUUCUACUGGACACUGGCCACCAGAGCUCUCAGAAGAGAAAGACUCACUAAAUGGUUCUUGAUUCCCUUUCUGAUUUUGGUGUGCGUUUACUUCACUGUCAUAGCCACACUGGGAAUAGUCAAUGUAGAACCUGCCAUUACAGAAUGCUUACAGCCCUACUGGUUGGAGCUAUCUGGAGCAGAGUUUGCCACCGUCCAGCUAUUUAUGGUUGCUGGUUUCUACAUCACUCGUCGCCUUAAUGAGAUCAGCACCCUUGAUUCCGUCAGGUGGUCACAGAAGAGAGACCUCUGGUGCAUCAUCAUUGUAUUUGAAAUCUCAGCCUUUAUUGGAUUCAUGUAUGACCUAACACUUCAGAUAAUUGGAAAUGAAUCAAAUGGAUGUGGAAAUAUAUUUGGUGGGAAAGAAGAACUCUUUUCAUCUGUUUUUCUGGUAUUCAUGGUUCUCAAACUUUUGCUGCCAAUCUGGGUCAUGUUGUUUGUGUUUCAAGCCACCCCAGUUGUAAAUGAACCUGAUGAUUUAGUACCAGCUCUCAGUGAUGAUGGGAAUUCCUUGUUUGGAAGUAUAGAUGACCACCAAUACCGACAGCUGUACCACCCCACAGAGGAUUACAACAGUUUCAGGGAUAACUCACCCUCCCCAAAUCGCCCUUCCAUCAACAUCACAAAGAGCAGUUCCUCCAAUCUAGACCCAAUCAGGGAGGAAGGAUCAUCCAACUCCGACCAAAACAGGACGGCUGCCAGAGGGAGGAACCAACCACAACGAGGUCCAGAGGCCAUUGCUGCCACCCGGCCCCCCGCGGAGGAUGAGAGAGAAACGCCACCCAGUCAGAGAGGAAAGUUCUAUAUAUAGAACAAGUUUUACUUCAUUAUCUGAUACUGGUGUAUAGUAUCACAAACUGUUAAUCUUGUUGAGAUGUAAGAAGACUAUAAAGCAGUGUUGCAAUAUUGACCAUUAUUCAGUUCUAUAUUUUACUUCAUUUGUUGUGAGAUAGGCUAGGACGAAAGAAUGAUUGUCUUUUAAUUUGUGAAAGCACUUUAGAAGUUUUAAGAUCUGUAAAAUUUGUGAAUACCUGUAACUUGUUAAGAAAUGUUAGUAAUAGUUAGUAAGUGCAAGGCCUAUGGAAGAUUUGUUGUGUAAUUUUGCACUGUAUCAUUAGAUGUACAUAUGCAUAUAUUAAAUUAAUGUACAUGUAUGUUCAAAUUAAGGCAGUUUAUAUGUAGUUUUAGAAAAAUAGGUUGUCUUUUGUGUGUGUUUGUAUAUGUAUUUUUUUUUUUAAUAAUUGGCAUAAGAAAGAGGAUUGAAAAGGAAUUUAAAAAGACUUUUUUAAAAAAUUUACAUUCAUGAAGGAGCUAGAAAAUUUGCCAUUCAAGUUAAUUUCUAAAUUUCAACUUUAACUCUUUUUAAAACUCAUUAUUCUAGAUGCUUUUCUUAGCUCAAAGUUAUGAUUAUGUACAUUGUUUAUUAAUUUUUUUGUUGAAGAUUUAAAUGAUAUUGAAAUGAUAUUUACCAUGUGUACCGUUGAUAAGCAGACACAUUGCAAUU